AUGGACGCAACGGAUAUAGUUGCUUCCGUGCUGGUUUUGGGGAUUAUUUUCGUGUCGCUGCUAUCCAACGUUGUGGUGCUGAUCUGCUUUCUGUACAACCCGGAGAUCCGCAAACAGGUGCCCGGUCUUUUUAUUCUCAACUUGACGUUUUGUAACCUGUUGCUAAGCGUGUCCAACAUGCCACUAACUCUUGUCGGGCUCAUCACCACGGGCCACCCCGGAGGCAGCGGCUUCUGCCAAAUUGUGGGUUUCCUCGAUACGUUUCUCACCACAAACUCCAUGCUAACUAUGGCAGCUCUCAGCAUCGAUAGAUGGGUAGCGGUGGUGUUCCCCCUGAGCUACCACUCAAGAAUACGGCACCGGGAUGCAGUGAUAGCUCUGGGAUACACGUGGAUUCACUCACUUUGCUUCUCCACAGUGGCCACCUGCCGCUCCUGGGUCGGGUACCACCACCUUUACGCAUCGUGCACUCUCUGCAACGCCAGGGCGAAGGGAGCCGGGACGCAGUUCAUCAUUUUCACCGUGGCUUUGCACUCGCUCACUUUCCUCCUCACGCUGAUCGUGUUGUGUGUAACGUAUCUGAAAGUGCUGAAAGUUGCCAGGUUUCACUGUAAACGCAUCGACGUGAUCACAAUGCAGACGCUGGUGCUGCUUGUGGACAUUCACCCCAGUGUACGACAGAAAUGCUUGGAUGAGCAGAAGCGGAGGAGGCAGAGGGCCACCAAGAAGAUCAGUACAUUCAUCGGCACAUUUGUGGUGUGCUUCACCCCUUAUGUCAUUACAAGAAUUGUAGAGCUCUUCUGCCCAGGGCCCAUAAGCCCUCACUGGGGUGUGCUGUCCAAAUGUUUGGCCUACAGCAAGGCAGCAAGUGACCCAUUUGUCUACUCGCUGUUGCGCCACCAGUACAGGAAGACCUGCAGCCUCCUGGCAAACAAAGUCCUCAAGAGGAGUCCGCUCAACUCCUCCCCCCUCAGGAUGGAGAACAACGCAGGGAGGAGCGAUAAUAACGUCAACACAACUAACAACAUCCAGCCACCAACCAACAAGCCACUCGACCAGUGAAGGUCAUCAGUUUCAGAGACAGUUAGGGUAUUUAACCAAGCUAAAGGUGGCUUGGGUCUGACGUCUUACUUUGAGGUUAACACUCAUGAGUCGAGGGGUAUGACCAUAGAUUGACCUCUCUGUGAUGGUGUGACAUCAGAGUGAUUAAGCUUGUCACCUAUUUACUUGAUGAAGUACAAGGCUGGAAAUAUUCUGUAUUUUUCUUAUUGUCAACAAUCCUCAUGAAAAGGCCCAAACCAACAAUGAGUUAAUUUGUCUUUCAAUACUCUCCUGUUCCUACCAAGGACAAGUUUGAAAAAUAGGUCACAAAUAAAUACUUUAAUUUUAAAAAGGUAAAAUAAUUUUCUUGAACAGCUGGGUACUGCAGUUUUUGUGUUUGUUUUAGUUUUGGGGUUUUUUUUGCAAAUGUUCCUUAAACAGGAGUAUAAAGUGCACUUGUCCGGGACUAUUUGUAGAUUUGUUGCCUAGGGAAUAUUUGCAGCUGCAGGACUGUGUACAUGGGGUUAACUCACAAUUAUCUACAGUGUCCAUGUUCAUAGUGAUUAUGGAACAUGGCACCCUGUGCAGUGGUGAGGCUCACAGAUGUGUUUAUAAUAGUUUUUGGACAACAAUGGAGCUCUGUGGCACAUUGAAAAAUAUAGAAUAUCACUAGCCUUAUUGUUUAUAAAAGAAUAAACCAGCCACUUUUGUAGGUUGUGUGUGUGUAGGUUGUAAUGGCAUUAAGUAUUUCAAAACAAGUGUAACACAGUGGUUUUCUGCAAAGAAUGGUAACCUCUAAUGAGAUAGUUUGUAGCACACUCGUAAAUUUGUGUCAACUAGCCUGUGUAACAUGGAAAGCAACAUUAUGGUGACUAAUUUGUUAAUUGUGUCAUUAGUGGCACAAACUGUAUUCCAAAUGU
This is a messenger RNA of Toxotes jaculatrix (banded archerfish), 1961 nucleotides long. RefSeq names its product G-protein coupled receptor 26-like. The record is from RefSeq and is a predicted model, not a curated record. Bases 1 to 1062 code for a protein of 353 amino acids. NCBI's taxonomy places the organism in Eukaryota, Metazoa, Chordata, Actinopteri, Toxotidae. Gene Ontology annotation, cellular component: membrane. Gene Ontology annotation, biological process: adenylate cyclase-activating G protein-coupled receptor signaling pathway. Gene Ontology annotation, molecular function: G protein-coupled receptor activity. The transcript has 3 exons.